Messenger RNA from Hypomesus transpacificus, 1332 nucleotides. RefSeq names its product heparan sulfate 6-O-sulfotransferase 3b (gene hs6st3b). NCBI's taxonomy places the organism in Eukaryota, Metazoa, Chordata, Actinopteri, Osmeriformes, Osmeridae. Bases 1 to 1332 code for a protein of 443 amino acids. Gene Ontology annotation, cellular component: membrane. Gene Ontology annotation, molecular function: heparan sulfate 6-sulfotransferase activity. The record is from RefSeq and is a predicted model, not a curated record. The transcript has 2 exons.
AUGGAUGAUAAAUCCAGUAAACUACUCCUGGUUCCUAUUUUAGCUGUUCUUUUUGUAAUGAUAGGCUAUCAGUAUAUAUGUCCGGCUGGCAGCAACUCUUGCCACUUUAAAACUGAAGAAAAUUUGAAAGGGAUCAGUUUACUUUCCACCCCAUAUCGGACAACAGAUGACUUUUACAGAGAUCAAGACCUGGAGGAAGACAGUCCGCCUAAAUUGCCCUCAAAAUUCAACUUCUCAGAGCGAGACCUUGAGCGGCACGUGGAAUUCAACAUCAAAGGAGAUGAUGUGAUAGUGUUUUUGCACAUUCAGAAAACCGGUGGAACAACGUUCGGAAGGCACUUAGUUAGGAAUAUUCGUUUGGAGCAGCCAUGCGACUGCAAGCCUGGGCAAAAGAAAUGCACAUGCCACCGACCGGGGAAAGAGGAAUCUUGGCUGUUCUCACGGUUCUCUACCGGUUGGAGCUGUGGGUUGCAUGCAGACUGGACAGAACUAACAAACUGUGUACCCGUCAUCAUGGACAAGAAGGAAGCCCAGAAGAACCGAAGGAACUUCUACUACAUCACCAUGCUGCGAGACCCCGUAUCCCGCUACCUGAGCGAGUGGAAGCACGUGCAGAGGGGCGCCACCUGGAAGACCUCCCUGCACAUGUGCGACGGACGCUCGCCCACCCAGGACGAGCUCCCCACGUGCUACAGCGGCGACGACUGGUCGGGCGUCACCCUGACCAGGUUCAUGGACUGCUCCUCCAACCUGGCCAACAACCGUCAGGUGCGCAUGCUGGCCGACCUCAGCCUGGUGGGCUGCUACAACCUGUCCUCCAUGAACGAGAGCGAGCGCAACCAAAUCCUGCUGGGCAGCGCCAUGAACAACCUGAAGAACAUGGCCUUCUACGGCCUGACGGAGUUCCAGCGCAAGACGCAGUACCUGUUUGAGCGGACGUUCAGCCUGCGCUUCAUCGCCGCCUUCACGCAGAUCAACAGCACGCGCGCCGCCAACGUGGACCUGAGCGAAGGCGUGCGCAGACGCAUCGAGGAGCUCAACUACCUGGACAUGCAGCUGUACGAGUACGCCAAGGACCUUUUCCUGCAGCGCUUCCAGUUCACGCGCCAGCGGGAGCACCAGGAGGAGCGCUUGAAGAGGCGCGAGGAGCGGCGCUGGCUCCGGGAGCAGAGGGAGCAGGGCAGGUCCUGGCUCCCCAGGCGCCGGGGAGACGGUGGCCGGGGUGGGAUCGGAGAAGGAGGAGGAGGGGACAGGGAGGGGGGUGGAGGUGGGGGCGGCAAUGAUUUUGCCACCACAACGGAGGACUAUACCAGCCAAGUGGCCCGUUGGUGA